AUGAGCACGGAAACCCGAGUCGUUCAAGUGUUAGACUUUUACUCCAGUGGUCAGUGGUUCGAGCGCAGGAACAAAUCACCAGAACCAGAAGUAGUAAACCGAUCACCGCACACCAGGAACAAAUCACCAGAACCAGAAGUAGUAAACCGAUCACCGCACACCAGGAACAAAUCACCAGAACCAGAAGUAGUAAACGGAUCACCGCACACCAGGAACAAAUCACCAGAACCAGAAGUAGUAAACCGAUCACCGCACACCAGGAACAAAUCACCAAAACCAGAAGUAGUAAACCGAUCACCGCACACCAGGAACAAAUCACCAGAACCAGAAGUAGUAAACAGAUCACCGCACACCAGGAACAAAUCACCAGAACCAGAAGUAGUAAACCGAUCACCGCACACCAGGAAUCAAUCACCAGAUCCAGAAGUAGUAAACCGAUCACCGCACACCAGGAACAAAUCACCAGAACCAGAAGAAGUAAACCGAUCACCGCACACCAGGAACAAAUCACCAGAACCAGAAGUAGUAAACCGAUCACCGCACACCAGGAACAAAUCACCAGAACCAGAAGUAGUAAACCGAUCACCGCACACCAGGAACAAAUCACCAGAACCAGAAGUAGUAAACCGAUCACCGCACACCAGGAACAAAUCACCAGAACCAGAAGUAGUAAACCGAUCACCGCACACCAGGAACAAAUCACCAAACCAGAAGUAG
Molecule: messenger RNA, 717 nt
Organism: Dreissena polymorpha
Lineage: Eukaryota; Metazoa; Mollusca; Bivalvia; Myida; Dreissenidae
Exons: 2
Coding region: 1-717 (238 amino acids)
Source: RefSeq, a predicted model, not a curated record